AUGAUUCCGUACAAAAACAGAAGUGAUCAACUAACUAUUCAUCAAGGAUGCAUCCUUUGGGGAGCUCGGGUUGUUGUUCCUCCAUCUCUUCGAAGUGAAAUGCUAACCGAAUUACAUGACACCCAUCCGGGCAUGACAAGAAUGAAAGGGCUUGCGAUGUCUUAUGUCUGGUGGCCAAAGAUUGAUUCUGACAUUGAACAGACUGUGUCCACUUGUCCUGUUUGCCAGAAAAUGCGAUCAGAGCCAGCAAAAGCGCCAGUACAUCCCUGGACUUUUCCAUCACAACCUUGGUCUCGCAUUCAUAUCGACUUUGCUGGGCCUAUUGCUGGGAAAAUGUAUCUGGUGGUAGUUGACGCUUACAGUAAGUUUCCGGAAGUUGUUAAAAUGACUACUACAACAGCUACGACUACUAUAAAUGCACUGCGAGAUAUCUUUAGCCGCCAUGGUCUUCCGGAAAUAUUAGUUUCCAAUAACGGACCGCAAUUCAUUGCCGGCGAGUUUCAACAGUUCUGCCGUAACAACGGAAUUAUGCAUCGAACUUCUGCAGCCUACAAACCUUCAACGAACGGUCAAGCUGAACGAGUUGUUCAAAUUUUGAAAUCGGCGAUUGAGCAAGCUCGAAUUACUAAACAGGAUGUGAACGUGGUUAUUGCUAAGAGCUUACUAGUGUAUCGUAAUGCACCACAUUCUACAACGGGUGCGGCACCUUCAGUUUUAAUUAUGGGCAGACGUCUGCGAACACAACUUGAUCUAGUCUUUCCUUCCGUUCAGGAACAUGUGAAGCAAAAGCAAUAUAAAGUCCUUGAACGUUCUGCAAAUUUAAACGUGCGAUCCUUUGUUGAAGGGGAAAAUGUUUUGGCACGUAAUUAUCAAGGGAAAGAGAAAUGGAUUCCUGGAGUGGUCACUAAAGUUCUUGGUUCAAGGCAUUACAUGGUUAGAGUACCUGGAUAUCUGUGGAAACGACAUGUAGAUCAGUUAGUCAAAUACAAUCCGCAGAUUGAACCAGAAAAUGAUUGGGAUGAAGUUGAGAUCUCUCCGGAAAAGAGUGGGACACCGGAAGCAGAACAAUUAUCUGAAAAUUCGAACAGAUAUGGAAACACCUCGGGUACUAGUAGCAAUGAUUCUGUAGAAAAGAGCGAUAAUCAAAACUCUGUCACUGAUAAUUCAAGUGCGAAUAACACAGGUUCCGCUGAAAGACGUUAUCCGUUAAGAGCUAAUCGAGGAAGAACAGAUCCUUAA
Paramuricea clavata is the source of this 1239-nucleotide messenger RNA. The record is from the annotation of a GenBank genome assembly. NCBI's taxonomy places the organism in Eukaryota, Metazoa, Cnidaria, Anthozoa, Malacalcyonacea, Plexauridae.